AUGGGACAAUCUGUAACUACCCCUUUGAGUCUGACCCUAGGUCACUGGAGCGAAGUCCAGGGCCGAGCGCACAACCAGUCAAUGGACGUAAAGAAAAAGAGAUGGCAAAACCUGUGUGCUUCUGAGUGGCCGACAUUUAAUAUUGGCUGGCCCUGUGAUUGCACUUUCGACCUUGGUAUUAUCUUGCAGGUGAAGGAACGAUUCGAUGCCGGGCUCCACGGACGUCCUGACCAGGCACCUGCCAAAUCUCAAUUAUAUCCUGUCCUCAAGAAAGAGAAAACCCCUCACUCCAAAUCUACUCUUCCUGCUGAUGAGUCUGAUCUUAUAGAUUUACUUUCAGAAGACAGAACCCCCCCUCCCCCUUAUCAGCACCCUACCCAGGGCACUGUAGGUGGCGGUGAUGCCCAGCAAAGGGGUCCGGACAAACCAGACAGUACCAGUACCACUCCUGCCCUGGAAAACGGACAAGAAGAGACUACUGCAGACUCCCCGGUAGGGGACACCUGCUCCUUUAUCGCCAGUUACUCACAGCGGGUCUCCGCUGGCCUGGGACGCUGUCCCACAAAUUUGGCUCAGACCGGCGGAAAACAAUACCGAUGGACCAUGGAGAGAAAAGUUCAUCUCACAUCAGGUAAAGUCUCACAUUCCUUUUUGCAUGUACCGGACUGUCCGUAUCCAUUACUGGGUCGAGAUCUACUGACUAAAUUAAAAGCCCAGAUCCAUUUUGAAGGAUCAGUAGCUAAAGUCUCUGGCCCACAAGGGGCUCCACUUCAAAUAUUGACUUUACAAUUGGAAAAUGAAUAUAGACUUUUUGAAAAGACUCCUGAACAACAGGAAGGAAUGGACUUAUGGUUAAAACAACACCCCCUGUCCUGGGCAGAAACAGGGGGCAUGGCGCUGGCCAUACAACAGUCACCCCUAAUAAUUCUCCUGAAGGCAACAGCCACCCCUGUCUCAAUUAAACAGUAUCCUAUGUCAAAUGAGGCAUAUCAAGAAAACAAGCCUCACAUUAAGAGACUAUUAGACCAAGGGAUCUUGAUCCCCUGCUGAUCCCCAUGGAAUACUCCACUUCUGCCUAUAAAGAAGUCAGGAACCGGGGAUUACAGGCCAGUCCAAGAUCUUAGGGAAGUCAAUAAGUGAGUGGAAGACAUUCACCCCAUGGUGCCAAAUCCCUAUAACCUACUAAGCACCCUGCCUCCUACUCAUCCCUGGUACACUGUCCUGGACCUGAAAGAUGCUUUCUUCUGCCUGAGGCUGAGCCCCCAGAGCCAGCCUUUUGCUUUUGAAUGGAAGGAUCCAGAACUGGGCAUUUCAGGGCAAUUGACUUGGACACGCCUACCCCAGGGGUUCAAGAAUAGCCCCACUCUCUUUUACGAUGCCCUUCUCCAAGACCUGGCAGAUUUCCGGAUCAAGCAUCCAUCUCUGAUCCUGCUGCAAUACGUGGAUGACCUCCUCCUUGCAGCCACCACUGAACAGUACUGCACAACAGAUACUGGGGCCCUAUUACGAACAUUGGGGAACCUGGGGUAUCGAGCCUCUGCCAAAAAGGUUCAAAUAUGUAGACAGGAAGUCACCUAUUUGGGAUACAAGCUAAUGGAUGGGCAAAGAUGGUUGACACCUGCCCUCAAAGAAACUAUAUCUCAUAUACCCAUCCCCCAAAACCAACGUCAACUUAGGGAAUUUUUGGGGACUGUAGGCUUCUGUAGACUCUGAAUUCUGGGGUUCGCAGAAAUAGCGGCCCCCCUUUACCCGCUAACCAAGCAAGACACACCUUUUAAAUGGACUGAGGAACAACAGCAGGCUUUUGAUGCUAUCAAUCAGGCCCUGCUGUCCUCACCAGCCCUGGGCUUGCCAGAUGUCACCAAGCCUUUUGAACUCUUUGAUGAUGAAAAACAGGACUAUGCAAAAGGAGUCUUAACCCAAAAGUUAGGACCCUGGAGACGGCCCAUUGCCUACUUGUCUAAGAAAUUAGACCCAGUUGCAUCAAGAUGGCCUCCAUGUCUCUGGAUGGUGGCAGCGAUUGCAGUCCUAAUCAAGGAUGCCACCAAAUUGACUCUGAGACAGCCAAUGACCAUACUGGCACCACACGCAGUUGAGUCCCUCAUCCGUCAGCCACCAGAUAGAUGGCUAUCUAACGCCCUUGUAACUCACUAUCAUUCCCUGCUUCUGGAUGUAUACAGGGUUCAGUUUGGGCCAAUAGUAACCCUGAACCCAGCCACCUUGUUACCGCUGCCAGAGGGACCAGCGUCCCAUGACUGUCAUCAGAUCCUUGCAGAGAUGCAUGGAACAGGGCCUGAUCUGACCAAUCAGCCCUUGAAAGAUGCAGACUACACCCGGUACACAGAUGGCAGCAACUACUUGCUAAAUGGUGAGAGACAGGCAGGGGCUGCAGUGAUGAAUGCCUCAGAGGUCAUAUGGGCCACUGCACUCCCCAGAGGCACCUCUGCUCAGCGAGAUGAACUCAUUGCUCUGACUCAGGAUCUCCAGAUGGCAGCAGGUAAGAAGCUUAAUGUGUACACUGAUAGCCGGUAUGCCUUUGCCACUGCCCAUGUCCAUGGAGAAAUUUAUCGGAGAAGGGGCCUUUUAACAUCAGAAGGCAAAGAAAUCAAAAAUAAAAAUGAAAUCUUGACAUUAUUAAAGGCCCUGUUCCUUCCUAAGAAAUUGAGCAUAAUAUAUUGCCCUGGACAUCAAAAGGGGGAAAGCCUGGAGGCAAAAGGAAGUCGCCUGGCUGAUGAAGCAGCCAAACAAGUAGCCUUAGGCCCCCAACUAUUGACUAUAAGCAUAUUGACUGAAAAGAAAACAGCUAAGACUAUACUGCCUAUAAAAACGGCAAAAAUGUUAAUAGACCACCUCCAUAAACUGACUCAUCUGAGCGCCAAAAAGAUGAAAACUUUGCUAGAUACACAAGAAAUUGGAACUUACCUUCCCAAUCGGAAUUUAUUACUGGAACAAGUAACUGCUAACUGUCUGGCCUGUGCCCAGAUCAACCAAGGAAAAACCAGACUGGAUCCUGGGACCUGGCUUCGUGGCCAUAGGCCUGGUGUCCAUUGGGAAAUAGACUUUACUGAAGUCAAACCUGGAAUGUAUGGUUAUAAAUAUUUACUGGUUUUUAUAGACACCUUUUCAGGAUGGGUGGAAGCAUUUCCUACCAAACAUGAGACUGCAAAAAUGGUCACCAAGAAACUAUUGGAAGAAAUCUUUCCCAGAUAUGGGAUGCCACAGGUAAUAGGAUCAGACAAUGGGCCUGACUUCAUCUUCCAGUUAAGUCAGCUGGUGGCCAGGUUGCUGGGGAUAAAUUGGAAAUUACAUUGUGCUUACAGACCCCAGAGUUCAGGACAGGUAGAAAGAAUGAAUAGAACCAUUGAUAAGGAGGCUUUAUCCAAAUUAAUGCUUGAAACUGGCUCUAAGGACUGGGUACAACUCCUACCUCUGGCCUUCUAUCGGGCCAGAAACACUCCAGGCCCUCAUGGCCUAACUCUCUUUGAAAUCCUAUAUGGCAGUCCACUGCCAGCUGUAUCAUUCUUUGAUGCUGACAUUUCUGAUUUUGCAAACACCCCCUCCAUGCAGGCACAUCUACAAGCCUUACAUAUAGUCCAAGAAGAGGUCUGGAAACCUCUGGCGGCAGCAUACCAGGAGGAACAAAGAACCUCUUGUCAGCCCCACUCUUUCCACAUUGGCGAUUCUGUCUGGGUUCGGAGGCAUCAGACUAAAAACUUAGAGCCCUGCUAGAAGGGCCCCUACACUGUGCUCCUGACAACUCCAACCGCCCUGAAAGUGGACAGGAUUGCUGCUUGGAUCCACGCAUCCCACAUGAAGGCCACACAACCAGAACAUCGGACCCAGGACCAGGCCCCAUCUGAAACAACAUGGAAAGUUCAGCGCUCUCAAAACCCCUUAAAGAUAAGACUUUUACGUUCCCAACAUUAG
This is a messenger RNA of Phodopus roborovskii (desert hamster), 3927 nucleotides long. RefSeq lists its product as uncharacterized. The record is from RefSeq and is a predicted model, not a curated record. Gene Ontology annotation, molecular function: RNA-DNA hybrid ribonuclease activity; nucleic acid binding. Gene Ontology annotation, biological process: DNA integration. Lineage: Eukaryota; Metazoa; Chordata; Mammalia; Rodentia; Cricetidae.